Oryzias melastigma (Indian medaka) is the source of this 2033-nucleotide messenger RNA. It is a transcript of the gene chrna9a, whose product is annotated as cholinergic receptor, nicotinic, alpha 9a. Lineage: Eukaryota; Metazoa; Chordata; Actinopteri; Beloniformes; Adrianichthyidae. Gene Ontology annotation, biological process: nervous system process; chemical synaptic transmission; monoatomic ion transmembrane transport. Gene Ontology annotation, cellular component: synapse; neuron projection; postsynaptic membrane. The transcript is spliced from 6 exons. The coding region runs from base 454 to 1935 and encodes 493 amino acids. Gene Ontology annotation, molecular function: acetylcholine-gated monoatomic cation-selective channel activity; transmembrane signaling receptor activity. The record is from RefSeq and is a predicted model, not a curated record.
GAAAAUCGUGUUUUUGGAGAAUUUAACAUGUUUUAGCGACGAUGGAGGAUUUAUAUAGAGAAAAUUAUGAUUUCUGAGUAUUUCUUUCUUCAAAUUGAAUCUGGAGCAGACAAAAAAAAAAAGAGCUGGGGAUUUGAGGCGCUGUAAGCCAGUGAGAGAGUAUAAACAGAUGGAUGAUGGGAAAUAAGUGCUGGCUUACUGUCAGGGAUGGUGGACCCAAAAUGCAGGAGACCAGACUUGGUGGCAGAAACAUGACAAAAUCAUGGACACAACAAAAAAAAAGGUGACUGAACAGAGCAGAUGACCUAACAAAAGAGGAACUGCAAACCAGACAUUUACAUCCACUGAGGUUUAUUAACUAAAUGAAAACAGCUGUGGAUGAUUAACCUGAACAUGAUGAGACUGAUGGGAAAACAAAGCAUGACAAAACCUAAACACAAACGCUGACACUUAAUGCCUGCCAACAAUAUCGACCACAACUCAAAGGAUGAGAGGAACCAGGUCUUGACCACUUACCUGUGGAUCAGGCAGGUCUGGCAUGACGCAUACCUGAAGUGGGACAAGGAGGACUACGACGACUUGGAGAUGAUAAACAUCCCCAGUGACCGGGUGUGGAAGCCGGAUAUUGUCCUCUACAACAAAGCAGAUGAGGAGUCAUCAGGCACUUCUAGCACUAACGUGAAGCUGCGCUAUAACGGGGAGAUAGUCUGGGACUCUCCAGCCAUCACUAAGAGCACAUGUGUGGUGGAUGUGUCCUACUUUCCCUUUGACUGGCAAUCGUGCAACCUCACAUUCGGGUCCUGGACCUACAACGGCAAUCAGGUGGACAUCAGUUUGGGCAUGGACAGCGGUGACCUCUCUGACUUUGUGGAGAACGUGGAGUGGGAGUGUCACGGCAUGCCGGCCGUUAGAAACGUCAUGAUGUACGGCUGCUGCUCGGACCCGUACACGGAGAUCACGUACACCCUCCUGCUGAAGCGCCGCUCCUCCUUCUACAUCUUCAACCUCCUCCUGCCCUGCUUCCUCAUCUCCUUCCUCGCCCCGCUGGGCUUCUACUUGCCGGCAGACUCUGGGGAAAAGGUUUCUCUGGGGGUGACGGUGCUGCUGGCGCUCACCGUCUUCCAGUUGUUGGUGGCUGAGAGCAUGCCCCCUGCAGAGAGCAUGCCUUACAUAGGGAAGUACUACAUCGCCACCAUGACAAUGAUCACAGCAUCCACGUCUCUUACCAUCUUCAUCAUGAACAUUCAUUUCUGUGGAGCCGAGGCCAAACCGGUCCCUCAGUGGGCAAAAGUUCUGAUCAUCGACUACAUGUCGAAGAUCUUCUUUGUUUAUGAAGUGGGGGAGAACUGCACCACGCCGGAGAGUGAGAGGACCCCCCUGUACCCAGAGGAACCCAUGGGCGAUAAAAGCAUCUACUAUGAUGACUGCUGCCACGACAGCUUCUACCAUCACGACAGCAAUCCGUACAAGUACAGCAAUGGCCACAGCCUGCAGCAUCACCAACAUCCCAAAGGUCAAGCAAACGGCAGCGUGAACGGCCGCCAUCACCAUUACAACAACCGGAACAAAAACACGUCCAGGCUGGGCAGAGGCGAGAGCAAUCGAGAGCCCAUGCAGCACUACCACCACAUCCCGAGAGAGGAGCUGGACUACCAGGCUGCACAGCACCUGAACGGGGGCGUUAAAGAGCAGAUUCUGUACCCUCCAGAGAAGCAUCAUGUCCAGUCCUGCCCCUGCUGCUGCCCCUGCCUGCAGUACAAACAGCUGGUGAAGAACAUCCAGUACAUCGCCAACUGCUUCCGAGAGCAGAGAGCCACGUGUGUCAAGGUGGCAGAAUGGAAGAAGGUUGCCAAGGUGAUGGAUCGGUUCUUCAUGUGGAUCUUUUUCUUCAUGGUGUUUCUCAUGAGCAUCCUCAUCAUCGCCAAGGCCUCCUGACAGCUCUGGCAUCGUACCCCAGUCUUCCAGCUUCCCCUAGCCUUCACUUUCACACCAAAUUAAGCAUUUUUGCCUGUAAUUAAACUGUAUUUAAGAUC